Molecule: messenger RNA, 1818 nt
Organism: Setaria italica (foxtail millet)
Lineage: Eukaryota; Viridiplantae; Streptophyta; Magnoliopsida; Poales; Poaceae
Exons: 1
Coding region: 476-1381 (301 amino acids)
Source: RefSeq, a predicted model, not a curated record
AGAUCUUAUACUAAUAAAUACAAUAAUACAGUUGUAAUUUAAUUUAAAUGUGUGGUUAAAAAAUACGACCUUUUCUUAUUACUGCACAUGCUAAUGAUCCAGUGCAUGAAGGGUCUUGUGCGUGUGCGCAAAUGGCCCCAGGUGCUGAAAAAGGUGCAAAUUCGCUAAAAAAACAUUCCGAACAGUCUUAAAAAAAUUCCGAAACUUUGCAUUAGCUCUGGGUGAGCAUAAUUUUGGAAGUUCAUCACGCUGUGUGAUUCCGGGACAAACCGGAUCCACGCCGGAAUGACCGAGAACCGCCUGCAACCGGUUCCCCUCCGCCGCCGUCCUCGCGGACACGGUUGACCGCGCUCUCGCUCCUCCGCCCCGCCGCAUUUCUCGCCGCCCUCCUCCCCACCUCCCUCCCCCGCCCCAAAACUCCGGCAUCCUCCGCUCCUCCUCCUCGGGACUCCCCCGACCGCGCUGCCCGACCCCAAUGGCGAAGGCGCUGCUGCUCGCGUGCCACCUCGCCCUCUCAUUCUCCCUGCUCGCGACCUCCCUGUCCCACCUCCUCGUCGCCGCCGUCUCCCACCUCUCCCCGUCCUCCCUCCACCACCGCCUCCUCCGCCUGCUCCGCCACCCGCUCCUCCGCCUCCUCCCGCCGCUCCUCGCGCUCCCGUUUGCCUUCCUCCCUCUGGCCUCCACGCCGCUCCUCCCGCUGCUGCUCCUCCCGCCGCUGCUCCCGCUCCUCCCGCUCCCGUUCCUCCCGCCCCACCUCCCGCUCCUUCGCCCGCUCCUCCUCUCCCUGCCCCUCCUCCUCCUCGCCCGCGCCGCAGGCCUCCUCGCCGCCUCGCUCCCGGCCUCCGACCUCCAGCAGCACGCGCUCGCCGUCGCGCGCCUCCUUCUCCUCGCCGCCGCCGCGGCAUCCCUCGCCUCGUCGCUCUCCGCCUCCGCGCCGAGGGGCACGGUGGCGGCGGCGGCCCACUUCGUCGCCGAGGCGGGGCUCGCCUGCGCGGGCGCCGUGGGCGGGCUCUGGGCGGCGCAGACCGGGCUCAGCCUCUACGUCGACGCGUGCGUGCCCGCGGGGUGCCACCGCCUCCUGGACGCCGGUGGCGCCACGGCGCCCGCCACGCGGUGCGAGGUGGAGGAGGCGAGGAUCAGGGCCGUCGCCGUCAUGGACCUCGCCCUGUCUGUGCACUGCGUCCUCGUGGCUGCCGUUGCGACCCUGGUGCUGCUCGGGGUGGCGAGGUGGUUCGGGGUUGACACCAGCGCCGGUACGGGGAGGAGGCAUAAUGGAUCCUCCUACGAUGCAUUGCCCACAGUGGCGUCCACUGGGGCGAUGACGGAGAUGGAGCAUUUGCAGGGUAAGGGCAUCGUCAGCAAGAGCGUGGCGCAGGAGUGAAAUAUGAUGUGUCGUAUUGGAUUAACUAGGUACAUUUCAACCGACUCAAGCAUCUGAUCUUGUCAAGAAGUGAACCCCUGAAAAGGAUGGGGAAUUUGGGACAUGGCAGCAGAAUUUGUUCCGAGGGAUGCUGAUGUUUUAGCUGCUAGGAGAGAGUACAAGUAGUAGCUGCUGUGGACCAAUUGCUUUGUUGAAUUGGCCAAUAGCCCAAUCAGUACCUGGAUAAUUGUUGUAGGUCACUCAAUUAUUGCAAUGCUUGUUGGUGUUCGUUUGGUAGUUCUGUCCACUUCAAUCAAGAGAAUUACUUUUGCAAUAUUUCUGGUUUAUUACUGGCUUGUUAGCUGUAGCUGUUCAUCUGUAGCACUUUUGAAGUGCCAGACAUAUGCCAAGUCUCUAUGCACACACAUGUGACUAGCCGUUGAGCUUUGGCGCUUUUA